This is a messenger RNA of Armigeres subalbatus, 603 nucleotides long. RefSeq lists its product as uncharacterized. The transcript has a single exon. The record is from RefSeq and is a predicted model, not a curated record. The coding region runs from base 1 to 603 and encodes 200 amino acids. NCBI's taxonomy places the organism in Eukaryota, Metazoa, Arthropoda, Insecta, Diptera, Culicidae.
AUGACCGAUUGUGGUACGGCAAGAUACUUCCUCGGAAUACGAAUUGACUACAACAAGAAGAACGGAAUAAUGAAGUUAUCACAAGAAGCGGCAGCUACGAAGAUGUUGGACAAGUUCGGUCUAAGCAAUUGUAAUCCUACGCAUACUCCUAUGGAAAAGGGCCUUCAGUUGACGCACGAUGGAAAUAGGACCAGUCAUCCCUAUAGAGAACUUCUAGGCAGUAUCAUGUACCAGAUGCUAUGUGUGGGACCAGAUUUAUGUUACCCUGUUAAUUAUAUGGGACGUUACCAACAAAAUCCAACAGAGAGUCAUUGGACAUCUUUGAAACAAGUCACCAGAUACCUAAAAGGAACAACCACGAUGGCAUUAAUUAUCAAAAAAGGUGAAUCUAGCAUCCUGCUGGAAGGCUACGUAGAUGCGGAUUGGGCAAUAGACGUUGAAGACCGAAUGUCGGUAACAGAAUUUUCAUUCAAGGUGUACGGCUGUUCCGUUUUGUGGGCCAGAAGGAAACAAGCCACAGUGUCCACAUCUUCUAGUGAAGCUGAAUAUGUUGCUUUGAGUGCAGCUGUAUUCGUUCAAGUCGUUGACGAGACUGAUGAAUAA